Spodoptera littoralis (African cotton leafworm) is the source of this 897-nucleotide messenger RNA. The record is from the annotation of a GenBank genome assembly. NCBI's taxonomy places the organism in Eukaryota, Metazoa, Arthropoda, Insecta, Lepidoptera, Noctuidae.
AUGUCUGAAAAUAGUAGCCCAAUUAAAUACUUUUUAAGUGGUGGAUUUGGUGGUGUUUGCACGGUUUUAGCUGGCCAUCCCAUGGACACUGUAAAAGUAAGACUACAGACUAUGCCAGUGCCGCAAUCCGGGGAGAUUGCCAUGUACGCUGGCACAUAUGACUGCUUUAAAAAGACUAUACAGAAAGAAGGAUUCAGAGGACUGUAUAAGGGUAUGUCGGCACCCUUAACUGGGGUAGCUCCAAUUUUUGCUAUUAGUUUCUUUGGUUUCGGACUCGGUAAGAAACUAAUUAAAAGAGACGAAGACCAAGUUUUAUCAAAAGUGGAACUGUUUGCCGCUGGUGCUUUCUCUGGUAUUUUCACUACUUCCAUAAUGGCACCAGGGGAGCGCAUCAAGUGUCUACUUCAGAUUCAACAGGGUGGCAAUGUGCCACAAAAAUACACAGGCAUGGUUGACUGUGCCAGGCAGCUUUACGCUGAAGGUGGCAUGAGGAGCAUAUACAAGGGCAGUGUGGCCACGAUACUAAGAGAUGUGCCUGCCAGUGGUAUGUACUUCAUGACUUAUGAAUGGGUCAAAGAAGUUCUGGUCCCCCAAGACGCCAGUGCUAAACUUAAGAUGAUGGCAACUAUAGUUGCUGGUGGUUGUGCUGGAAUAGCUAACUGGCUGGUAGGCAUGCCGGCCGAUGUAUUGAAGAGCAGACUGCAAACAGCUCCUGAAGGAACAUAUCCUAAUGGCAUGAGGGAUGUAUUUAGACAGCUGAUGGAAAGGGAAGGUCCUACUGCCUUAUACAAAGGAGUGACACCUGUCAUGCUCAGAGCUUUCCCUGCCAAUGCAGCAUGUUUUGUAGGAUUUGAACUUGCUGUGAACUUCCUCAACUGGGUGGCCCCUAACCUUUGA